Messenger RNA from Rubroshorea leprosula, 1820 nucleotides. Lineage: Eukaryota; Viridiplantae; Streptophyta; Magnoliopsida; Malvales; Dipterocarpaceae. The record is from the annotation of a GenBank genome assembly.
CACAUCACAUCCAUUGUGUGCACUAAACUGCACUCUACUAUUACCCCAGCAUACGCCAUGGCACAACUAAACACCUUUCUCCUCCGGGAGCUGGCAGUCGCCGUCGCUCUCUUUUAUAUCACUCGUUUUCUUAUCCGUUCUCUUCUUAGAAAACCAACCAAACCACUCCCUCCGGGACCAAAAGGCUGGCCGGUGGUGGGUGCGCUUCCCCUUCUGGGAUCCAUGCCGCAUGUUGCUUUGGCCAAGAUGGCCAAAAAAUAUGGGCCAGUUAUGUAUCUCAGGAUGGGUACGCUUAACAUGGUGGUCGCCUCCACCCCUGACGCCGCCAGAGCCUUUCUCAAAACCCUUGAUUUGAAUUUCUCUAAUCGUCCGCCUAAUGCCGGCGCCACCCAUAUUGCUUAUAACGCUCAGGACAUGGUGUUCGCAGACUACGGGCUGAGGUGGAAACUCCUGAGGAAACUCAGUAACCUCCACAUGCUCGGCGGGAAGGCCCUCGACGAUUGGGCACAGGUGCGAGCCGUGGAACUUGGUCACAUGCUUCGAGUCAUGUGUGACGCCAGCCGGAGGGAUGAGCCGGUGGUGGUGCCUGAGAUGUUGACUUACGCCAUGGCGAAUAUGAUCGGGCAAGUGAUUCUUAGCCGGCGUGUUUUUGUCACUAAAGGAUCAGAGUCAAAUGAGUUCAAAGACAUGGUGGUGGAGCUGAUGACCUCCGCCGGAUUUUUCAACAUCGGUGAUUUCAUUCCAUCCAUAGCUUGGAUGGAUUUGCAAGGGAUUGAGCGUGGGAUGAAGAAACUACACCGGAGAUGGGAUGUGUUGCUGACACAGAUGAUGAAGGAGCAUUCAGCCACAGCGCACGAGCGUCGGGGAAAACCUGAUUUUCUAGACAUUGUGAUGGCCAACGCCGACAGUAAAUCCGAUGAAGAAAAGCUUAGCUUGACUAACAUCAAGGCUCUCCUCUUGAAUUUAUUCACGGCGGGCACUGACACGUCAUCGAGCGUAAUCGAGUGGGCUUUGGCGGAGAUGCUGUUAAAUCCCAAUAUACUCAAGCGGGCCCACGAUGAGAUGGAUCAGGUGAUUGGACGAAAUCGACGGCUGGAAGAGUCUGAUAUACCCAAGCUUUCGUACCUUCAAGCUAUAUGCAAGGAAACCUUCAGGAAACACCCUUCGACUCCGCUAAACCUGCCACGUGUCUCAACGGAAGCCUGCGAGAUAAACGGUUACUACAUCCCCGCGAAAACCAGGCUCAGCGUUAACAUCUGGGCAAUCGGGCGUGACCCGGAUGUUUGGGAAAACCCGCUGGAUUUCACGCCGGAAAGAUUCCUGACGGAGAAGAACAAGAAAAUCGAUCCCCGCGGGAAUGAUUUCGAGCUGAUUCCGUUCGGAGCGGGGAGACGGAUCUGCGCCGGAACGAGGAUGGGGAUUGUGUUGGUGGAAUAUAUUUUGGGGACGCUAGUUCACUCCUUCGAUUGGGCGUUGCCGGCUGGUGAAAAGCUAAACAUGGACGAGGCAUUCGGAUUGGCGUUGCAGAAGGCGGUUCCGCUCUCCGCCGUAGUCCGCCCGCGGCUGGCUCCCAGUGCCUAUCUUUCCUGAGCACUUCCUUUGAUGGUGAAAAUGGUUUCUUGAAUCAUAUAAAAAAGCAUGAUGAUGAUGUGUUGUCUUAUUUUGGAAGGACUGCUUUGCUUUUAUAAUUUUAUGUUUUAAUUUUAAUUUUUUUUACUGUUUAUGUUCCACGUUUUUUUUUUUAAAAAAAAAAAAAACAUCGAGGUGGAAUUCGAAUUCCACAAGUAUCAAGUUUCGUAUGAUAAAUCCUUUAUGAGGGU